Messenger RNA from Camelus dromedarius (Arabian camel), 1638 nucleotides. RefSeq names its product methyltransferase 9, His-X-His N1(pi)-histidine (gene METTL9). The transcript has 5 exons. The record is from RefSeq and is a predicted model, not a curated record. The coding region runs from base 185 to 1141 and encodes 318 amino acids. Gene Ontology annotation, molecular function: protein-L-histidine N-pros-methyltransferase activity. NCBI's taxonomy places the organism in Eukaryota, Metazoa, Chordata, Mammalia, Artiodactyla, Camelidae.
CUGCGCGCCGCCCGCUCCGCCCCACCCCCCGCCUCGGCCCUGAAGGGCUGGAUAGGCAAGUUGGGCGCGAUGGCUCGAGCCCGGGUGGCGGCGGCGGCGGCGGCGGCGGUGGCUGGAGGCGGCGGCGCUUCCUCCUCCUCGCUCCGGCGCCGGCGGUGAUCCGAGCGAGCGGCCGCGGCCCCCGAUGAGACUGUUCGCGGGCUGGCUGUGCCUGAGCCUGGCGUCCGUGUGGCUGGCGCGGAGGAUGUGGACGCUGCGGAGCCCGCUCACCCGCUCCCUGUACGUGAACAUGACGAGUGGCCCCGGCGGGCCGGCGGCGGCCGCGGGCGGCCGGAAGGAGAACCACCAGUGGUAUGUGUGCAACAGAGAGAAAUUAUGCGAAUCACUCCAGGCUGUCUUUGUUCAGAGUUACCUUGAUCAAGGAACACAGAUCUUCUUAAACAACAGCAUUGAGAAAUCCGGCUGGCUAUUUAUCCAAUUAUAUCACUCCUUUGUGUCAUCUGUUUUUAGCCUGUUUAUGUCUAGAACAUCUAUCAAUGGGUUGCUAGGAAGAGGCUCAAUGUUUGUGUUUUCACCAGAUCAGUUUCAGAGACUGCUUAAAAUUAAUCCAGACUGGAAAACCCAUAGACUUCUUGAUUUAGGUGCUGGAGAUGGAGAAGUCACAAAAAUCAUGAGCCCUCAUUUUGAAGAAAUUUAUGCCACUGAGCUGUCUGAAACUAUGAUAUGGCAGCUUCAGAAGAAGAAAUACAGAGUGCUUGGCAUAAAUGAAUGGCAGAAUACGGGGUUCCAGUAUGAUGUCAUCAGCUGCUUGAAUUUGCUGGACCGCUGCGAUCAGCCCCUGACUUUGUUAAAAGAUAUCAGAAGUGUCUUGGAGCCAACUAGAGGCAGGGUCAUCCUUGCCCUGGUCUUACCCUUUCAUCCCUACGUGGAAAACGUAGGUGGCAAGUGGGAUAAGCCGUCAGAAAUUUUGGAAAUCAAGGGACAGAAUUGGGAAGAACAAGUGAACAGUCUGCCUGAAGUUUUCAGAAAAGCUGGUUUUGCUAUCGAGGCUUUUACCAGACUGCCGUACCUGUGUGAAGGCGACAUGUACAACGACUACUACGUUCUGGAUGACGCCGUCUUUGUUCUCAAACCAGUGUAAGCACGAGGAGGUUGAAGUCCUCGGAGUCCACCCCAAGAAUGUAUGCUCUGGAAGAGGGUCUGCGUUCGCGAUUAUGUGAAGGGAGGAUCUUUGGGGACUGCCAUUCUCAGUAUCAUGUAGGAAUUUAAAAAGCCAAAAUACUAAUUAUUUCUUUGUAGUGUGUAAAAGGAAUGUUUUUAAAAAACAAAAACCCAACUCUUUAAGGAUUUUUAUCAACUCUACCCGGCAAUGCAGGUCACACUCCAAUUAUGGAAGAUAUUUUUUAUACUUAAUUGCAGUAGGGACUCAUUCCCAGUCAAAGCAAUAGUCAUGACUUCACAUGGAACCAGUAAAUACGGAUUGUUUUUAAUAAAAUGAAGAGACUGGCAAUAAAACUGUCCGUGCAAUCGCAAAUAUUGGUUAUAAGAUGUAGCCUCUGAUACUCUCUCAUGUUUAGGAAUUCUGUCAUUAUUCAAGAAAAUGUUUUUAAUCACGCUAAUAAACUUUUUUGGAGAUGA